Molecule: messenger RNA, 1454 nt
Organism: Blepharisma stoltei
Lineage: Eukaryota; Ciliophora; Heterotrichea; Heterotrichida; Blepharismidae
Source: the annotation of a GenBank genome assembly
AUGAGUAAUCCAAACUCUAACAUUAAACGAGAAAUUCCAUCAAAUUCCUUAUCAAAUUCUCAUAAAACACUUCCAAGUAAUAAAAGUUUCACUUCAUCUAGAUCUCAUUUACAAGAGUUGCCAUCUAAGCCUUCCCGUGAGCAAGAAAAAGCAACUAUUCUCGCAAUGGAAAAUAAGGACUGCAAUGUAAACUAUCUUAUAGAAGCGUCUUGAAUUAAAGACUGAGCUCUAUAUAUCUCAGGAAGCGAACCUCCUGGGAAAAUGAGGACAAAAAAGCUGCUAAACUCGAAAGAAAAGCUUAAAAAGAAAUUAUCUUUCAAAAAAGACUAUAGGGUACUUACUCUCUCCCCCUUCCCUAAGCGAACAAAGCCAUUAGAAAAAUUCCCCAAAAACCCACCCUCCGUGAGCGAACAAAAAUUUUUUUUUGGGAAAAAUAUAUUUGAUAUAUAAGUGAUAAUUAGUAUAAUAAAAUCUCAUGCUAAUUCUAUUUAAUUUUAAACAAAUCGCACUUUAAAAAAUAAAUUUUACAAAGUAAAUUAAUAUUUGCUUCUCAAUUUUUACAAAUUAGAAUUUUUUUAAGUUUUUGAAAAAAAAGUUUUCGAUAAAAUUAUAUAUAAAUUAUUUUUUUAAAAAAAAAUUAACCCCCUUCCAUGAGCGAACAAAAUUUUUUUUCGCUCACUGAGGGAGGAGUUAAUAAAGACCAAUGGUAUUUUCUGAAAUCUAUACAUGGAGCUGAUCCUUCAGUUAAGAAAAAAAAUAAACAAAGGUAUAGCGAAAGCAAAAAAAUAGAGCAAGAAGAAAAUAACCAAGACGAUUCUCAAAGCACCCCAAAAAACUGUGCUUUAAAUCUAAGACUGCCUUCGAAUAUAAGAUCAUCUAGCACCGCUGACAACUCUUUUAUUGCUCCAAAGCCAUCACAUGUACGAACUCUUUCAGAAAUUACAAUCCCCAAAAAGCAAACUAUAGUUACAGAAAUCGCCAAUUUAAAACCUCCUCCAGCAUCAGCAGAAUUGAAGUCUGGGAAGGAUACUUUAGAAUCUUACACAAGAAGCACCAUGCAUAGCACUCCUCAAGAAUCGAAUUCUGAUUUUGCUUUAAUAAGCCCUUCAGAUUAUUUAAAAAAAGGAUUAGUAGGGCUAGAUAACCCUAAAAAUUAUUGCUAUAUGAACGCUGGGGUACAAUUGUUGCUAUCAAUUGUACCUUUGAGAGAUUUUUUUUACAAACAGAAACUUGAUGGAAAUGAUUACCCAUUUACACAGAGUUUCAUUAAUGUAACGACGUCAGUCUUUAAGCUAAACCAUGGAAGUAUAGGGCCUGUUUAUUUGUGGAGGCUUAUUAAUAAAUUUUUUCCUCCAGGAAAGCAGCACGACUUACCAGAUUUUUUAAGAUUUUAUAUUGACACAAACUAGACACUGAGCUUACCAAGCCAAAUAUUUUGACCCUUUUAUAUUUAA